Molecule: messenger RNA, 3443 nt
Organism: Marchantia polymorpha subsp. ruderalis
Lineage: Eukaryota; Viridiplantae; Streptophyta; Marchantiopsida; Marchantiales; Marchantiaceae
Source: the annotation of a GenBank genome assembly
UUGAACGAGAGGAAACGCGAUCUUGCUCGUCGAAUACUUUCCCAAAACCCUAAUAAGUACUCGUGGAGAUGGCAUGGGUCUCAAACCCUAAAAAGAAGGACGUCAGAUGCUGUCAGGAGCUCCCCUGUCGCAGGACAAUCCCAAUCCGACCCCAACAAACAAACAAUCCUGACGAGUCCUGUUCCGUAGCGCUCGCUGCGGUCCCACACGAUUUUCUCAGGGCACGUCGCCGAUUUGGACUCUUUGCAAUCUGGUGCUAGGAAUGGAAGAACGAAUCUAAAAUUGGACGAGGGCAAGCGCUCAACAUAUUCGUGAAUUUGGGUGGGCAGCCAUGGGACGGGAAGAAUGUUAGGUUUCACGUGUGCAUGCUCCGGUCGAGAAUUCGACGCUGUCCGUCUCGUGGAAAGAAUGAUCGUCGUCUCGUGCUGACGAAGGGUGCGUGGGAAAUUGAGGCUCGCUGUUCUGCCAGCGAGCGACAUGUGCGGAAUUGGGUUGAUUGUGACCGGUGUUCCGAUUCGUGGACAUCUGGGCCCGGGUGAGGCUGAAGCUUCCGGCUUUUCGUGUCAAAGAUCACCGAAGUCUGCAGAACCAGUGGGCCCGAAUUAUGAAGAUCUCUGCAACGGGCUCAAACGCAGGGGGCCCGACCACAUCGGCGGACAAGUUCUCCACCUCUCACCACCAAUUCAGAAUUUGGAGAAAUCAGAAUCGACCGAACACCCCCAUCCCCAUCCCACCACACGCAAUGAACCGCAGACCGGAACUCUAAUCGACUGUACCUCCAAUGCCGAGAAUCCGCCACCAGUUGCAACUCCUGAAGGCGACAUUGCCGUGGACCUGGGAAGAUGUGGGUUGUCGGAAUCCACUGGCGGUGCUCGACUUCAAUUUGUUGGUGCCACUUUGCAGCUUCGAGGAGACAAGCCAGUUCAACAGCCCCUCCUGGACUCCGUCGGGAAUGUUCUCGUCUACAACGGGGAGAUUUUUGAUGGCUUGAAAGUGAGGCCAUGUGAAAACGACACGGAGGUGAUCAUGCAGGCCCUCCGCAACUGCUGCAACUGUGCCUGCCACAGUCAUAGCCAGCACCACCAAUUGAUUGAAUGUGCAUGUUCGGAUUCGAGCCAGCUCCACCAGACAGUGCCAGGAUUGCUUUCUCAGCUGCGAGGACCUUGGGCUCUGAUCUUCUGGCAGACUUUGUGACUCAGGCAGUGUCACGAACGCUAUGGUUUGGACGGGAUGCGAUUGGACGACGAAGCCUUCUGAUCCACAAACCUUCUUCAGAGGAUCCACGUCUACUGCUGACAUCAGUUGCACCAGAAAGAACCAAACAUGAAGGACAAGAGGCACAUGAUGAUGCAGCGCAUAUGUCCAGCUACUGGGACGACGUGACUUGCGGGAUUCACAGUAUCACCUUCAAAUCUACUUUGAAAGAUGGGUCUAUGAAACAAAAUCUGACACCUGCCUCUUGCCUAAGAGACGAACAAGAGACUGGCACUGUAAAGCCUGCUGAACAUCUGGAGGGCUGGGCUCGAGUCCAUGACUGGCAUGAUCCUCUGCUGAAGAGCCUGCUUGCAUGGGAAAGAGCUCUCGUGACCCCAACCGAGGAGCUGACGAGGUAUCAUCUCACAGGAAGCGACCAAGAAUCUCCGGCCAAGCGGAUUCUAGAGGCUUUGUGCCGAGCUGUGAAACGGAGAACAGAAAGCAUCAGAAUACCGAAAAAGUGUAAGGAAUUGUUACAUUCAGUGAACUCAAGGGCUUCUUCCACACUAGCGGAUGUCAGGAAUGAGCAGUUUUCACCCUUAGCCGUGCUGUUCUCGGGAGGUGUAGAUUCCAUGAUAUUGGCAGCUAUUGCUGAUCAGUUUGUAGAUCCUGACGCAACUAUUGAUCUUCUGAACGUAAGCUUUGAGGGAGACUUUGCCCCGGAUAGGGUGACUGCAAUCUCGGGGCUGAGCGAGCUCGAGGAAAGGUUCCCCUUGAGGAGAUGGAGAUUGAUAAAAAUUGACGCAAAGCUCUCAGAUCUUUCAAGUCAACGAGGGCAUCUCCUUUCACUUAUAUGUCCUUCUAAUACAUACAUGGAUAUCAAUAUUGGGACAGCUUUGUGGCUAGCUGCCAGUGGAGUCGGGUAUGUCCAUGAGAGCCCAUCACAGAGAUGCCAAGGUCAAGAGUCAGAAACAAAACCUGUACAGUCAGAGGCACGUGUCUUGUUGGUGGGAAGUGGAGCAGAUGAGCAAUGUGGAGGUUAUGGUCGCCACCGCACAAAAUUUAAGCAGGGCGGGUGGGUGAUGCUAGACGCGGAAAUGAGAUUAGACUUCAAUCGUAUUUGGAAAAGAAAUCUUGGCAGAGAUGAUCGUUGUCUCUCAGAUCAUGGAAAAGAGGCAAGGUUUCCCUUCUUGGAUGAGGACGUAGUGGCAGCACUUCUUAACCUUCCCCUCUGGGAUGUGGUGAACAUGGAGGAGCCCGCAGGCUGCGGAGAGAAGAAAGUACUUAGACAGGUGGCACGUUUAUUGGGCCUGAAGAGUGCAUCAUCGCUACCCAAGAGGGCUAUACAGUUUGGGAGCCGGAUCGCUCGAGAGUCGAAUCGCAAAGAUUUUGGAAGCAACAGAGCAGCGAACCUCGCCAACGCAGGAACCGUGGUUCUCAAGGAGUUCGCCAGUUCUUAGUGCAGCUUUAGCUUCCUCCUGCAUGGCACUCAGCUGAAACUCAAAUGGCUUUUGCAUAGAUGUGUGAUUCUCACUCAGCAUGCCGAUAAUCGCCAGGAGUUGUCGAGGAGGUGAUGGGAGUUAGGCAGUCCUAGCAGUGUAGGAAGGAAAUGAUGCGUAUGGCCUCAAAUCUCCGCCAGAAACGUUCUCUUUGUUGGUGAAGACAAUCUCCCUGUAUCACGUAGUAGCCAUCAUUACAACCAUAAACAAGGUGGAAUACAAGAAUGAGUAUUUGCAGAGAACUAGCGGAUCGUGUGUAAAGUGGACAGAGGGUUGUGAGAUUUUUGCUUUUCAAACUCGUGGAAAAGCAACCAAUUAUCAGUGAUAUUUCUCUCUUGUCAUAAAUUGCAUCAGUACGUUGUACACCGAAGUAAGGAGGUAUUGCAGGCCUCAGACAGACACAAACUGUAAAACUGAGUUGCGGCAUCUGUGAAAAGCUGCUAGUAGGUGACCUUGGUUUUCCACUUUCAAUGGGUUUAAAAUUAGUGAAGCUGAUUAUAAAUUGCCCAAACUUGUGAUACUUUUGAUAUGUUAAAUUGUACACAAGUUCAUUAUUUUGAUGGACGUCCAGGCAUCGAAAACGAUGGUUAACAUUGAGUACCAGUUAUUAUGUCAUUGUUUCUCUCAGCUGACGUGUUGCUAUCACAGUCCCGACAGUUAUGCGGCUUUGGGACAGUUAGGACAGUGAGCAAACUUUGCAAGAAUCUGAAGGUUGAUUUUAUGAUGAUAUAGAAAGGUGGACAGAACUAA